Eriocheir sinensis (Chinese mitten crab) is the source of this 1119-nucleotide messenger RNA. RefSeq lists its product as uncharacterized. The transcript is spliced from 5 exons. The record is from RefSeq and is a predicted model, not a curated record. Bases 77 to 889 code for a protein of 270 amino acids. Lineage: Eukaryota; Metazoa; Arthropoda; Malacostraca; Decapoda; Varunidae.
GCACACACAUGUACACAUUGCGAGCCAGUUUAGCUCAAGACUUCAUUCCGUGCACACGACAGCGAGAGCGGGCAAGAUGCAGCGCCUGGCAAGGGUGGUGGUCGUGAUGGUGAUGGUGGUGAUGGUGGCGGAGAUUGUGACGGGGAAGGCAACUGAUGGCCGGCUACAAUUGGACGAGGCUGAAGAGGAGAUACUCAAGCAGCCCCGAGGAAAGCCCGGCGCACUGAAAGGGGGCGUGACGGCCACCUCGAGAGUAUAUCCCCCGCAGAGUGGUGGCGGGGCUGGCGGCGGCUACGGUGGCGGCGGGAACGGAGGCGGCGGGGCUGGUGGCGGGUUUGGUGGCGGCGGGACCGGUGGCGGCGGGGCUGGUGGCGGGUUUGGUGGCGGCGGGACCGGUGGUGGCGGGUACGGUGGCGGCGGCGGCUACGGUGGCGGAUAUGGCUGUUCCUGCGCCGACCUGGAGGCUCUGGCGGCGCAAGUGACGGUCUUCGAGGAGGAGGUGAAGGGCGUGGCGGCGCUGGAGAAGAAGCUCACCCUCGUCGCGGCGGCCAUCAAGCAGCUCGGCGCCUGGGUCAAUGAAGGUGUGCGCGGCCCUCAAGGCCCCGAGGGCGAGACGGGGCUGCCGGGUCCCCUGGGCGAGCGGGGGGACGCGGGAGAGACGGGGGCCGACACCCAGCACGAGAGGACAGGAGUGCCCGGCCCCCCGGGGUACCCAGGAACCUCAGGGAUCCGCGGGAACAAGGGGGAGGAAGGGGACUGCAUCAAGGGGCACAAGGGGGCACGGGGCCGCAAGGGGGACGCCGGGGUAGGCUCGCCAGGUCGAAGGGGCUCCCCUGGGCCCCCGGGGGUGCCGGGGGAGCCCGCCAGGCAGCUGGUGGAGCCGGCCUAGGCCCCUCGUGGCCCAGGCCGGCCCCCGGGGACGUGUGGCUGGCUUUGCUCUACGCCUGCAGGCCCUCGCGUGUGUCUUGAGGCUCAUGCGUACGUACACGAGCCUCGUGUGUACGGACUUCAAGGUUUCUACCACUCACUGUGUACUUUUUAGAGGACCAUGUGCACAUCCUUAACUUGGUGUGCACUUUUGAUGUAUGCUUGUGUACGUGUAGUAAAGUGCUCAUCCAA